AUGCCAACGAGCGGUAAAGCUCAACGUUCAUAUCGUCUAAGAUCUGAUCGAUAUCUUUCUCAUGGAAAUUGUAUUAUACGAGAAUAUGAUCGAAUGGUCGGUGAAACACAAUUACCAAAUUUAGCCGCAAAUAAUAAAUAUGAAUUUUCAAUUGGAGAAGAUGCUGAUAUUAUUUAUAAAGAAAAUGUAACAUUAAUUUCCGCCAUUACUUUUAAUGAAACUGAAUCGAAAGUAAAACUUUCAUCAGAUAAGAGUAUAUCAUCAGGAGUUAUUAUGACUCGUACACGAUAUACUUAUAAGAUACAUUUACAAGUAAUAAAUUUUAAAAAUCGUUCAAUUAAUGUUGAAUAUGAACAAAGAGGAUUUCAUUCGUAUCAAAAUAUGAAAUUAAUAAAAUUAGAUAAACAUGAAUUUAUUCAAGAUGGUUCAUCAAUUAAAUCAAAUAUAACAAUACAAGCAAAUACAACUGAAAAUUAUUCUUAUACUAUUGAAUUAAUUCGUUAG
Rotaria sp. Silwood2 is the source of this 504-nucleotide messenger RNA. Lineage: Eukaryota; Metazoa; Rotifera; Eurotatoria; Philodinida; Philodinidae. The record is from the annotation of a GenBank genome assembly.